Ostertagia ostertagi is the source of this 441-nucleotide messenger RNA. The record is from the annotation of a GenBank genome assembly. NCBI's taxonomy places the organism in Eukaryota, Metazoa, Nematoda, Chromadorea, Rhabditida, Trichostrongylidae.
UUGGUAACGCACAAGCCUUGGAAAUUCUGUGUGGUCGUCGACGAGAAGAGAAAAGCGGAAAUUCGGUCUCUUGUUGAAGCCGAUGCCAGAGACAAUUACGUGCGCCGAAUGGGCGAAGGAACGGAAUGGGUGAUGGGAGUGUCGCAGCUGCAAGAAACAUGGAGACGACCGUACCUCACCGAUGCUCCGGUUCUGCUAGUCGUCUGUCAUGAGAUUUUCAAAACUGUGGGAGGUGCACAAGUGCGGCUAUUCCACUAUAAUGAAAUCAGCACUGCGAUCGCUGUCGGCAUGAUGUUGUCUUCAAUACAGUACGUUGGUCUCAACACUGUCGUGACUUCUCCACUAAAUGCAGGGUCACAAAUUCUGCGACUUUUACCCGUCCCAACCAAGCGAAUCGUGUUGCUCCCUAUUACCCGCUCGGUUACGCCGCUGCGAUGCUAG